AUGUCGUACUUCUCGGCUCCUGUCGAACUAUCUGCUGACUCUUGCCCUGGCCAAGACAUUGAAGGCUCAGCUGGAUUUACUUGGCAACAUCAAUCACUCAACCGGCCAAAGUUGAGCACCGCUAGCAGGAAACGGACGAUGGAAGUGCCUCCAAGUCCUGCCAAGCCUUCUCCGCCAAAGUUAACCAUUCCAACUAAUGAAAGCUCAAACAAAGUUUCGGAAGGACUCCCUAUAUUGCUCGGUGAACUUGAGCCUAAGUGCGGCUUGCGUGACGGCAAACCAACACACGCCGGAACUAUGGCAAAUGGUCAAGACCAAAGCCGUCCGCCGUCGACAAGCUCUUGUGGUGACUUAGAAGUGCCUUACCGUGUUACACAAAGGGAGGCUCAUUUUCCAGCAGAGAAUGUACGUCAUGAACCAAAUCGUCGACCGGAAAUGUCUUUUGAUGCAACCGGCUAUGAUGGAGGUUAUGACCACCGGUCUCGGUCUCGUACGAGCAACAUGUCCAGAAAGCGAAGCAGUGUGAAUAAGCACCGAUCAAAACCAGACCCUGAGCGAAAGAGAGUCCUCAUGCAUCAGGUAGCCCAGUAUUGGAACGAAUGCAUCAGUAUAGCAGAAGAAGAAAAGGCCCAAGCUAAGCUGGAAAUAGACCACUUACGGGAGAACAUUCGUGAACAGAACAUGAAGUUGCAAGAAGCUCGCCAGCAGUUGGACGGAGAGAGGGCUGAGCGCCAAGACAUUGAGACAAAGCUGAUGGCCGCCACCGAGGAAAUUACAAAAGCCGAGCUCGAAAAUUCGACACUAUCACAAGAAUCUAAGGCGACCAAGGAAGCGUUUCGCACAUCUAAAGAACGGGCUGCUGUUCUAUCUGAGAAGUCAAAGACAUAUCGCACAAAGCUCAACGAAGCUAUUUUGGAGCAGCAGCGUCUAUUUCUUCAAGCCAAAGAGUUUUAUCAGGAUUCUAUCAAAAGCCUUCGGCAGGAAAAUGAAACACGACAAGCUGAAGCAAAGUCUAUCGAAGCAGCUCUGAAGGAGUGCCACCAGAAAAGAGACAAGAUGAGGCAGUAUAUGGACGAAUUACGCAUUGGCCUACAAGGAGAAAUUAAAGCCCAAGCUCAACAAAUCUCGUUGCUUCAGGGCAAACUGUCCAUCCUGGAUGAGGCUCUAGUUGCCGAAAAGCGAACUUCAAGCAAUUUGCGUAGGCAAAUCAGUUGUCUGAAGCCACUCGAAGGUAUUGAUAUCCCAGCUUUGAUGAAAACAAUUGAGUUGCUGCGGAAGUCGAUAUCUACGAACGCCGUAGAUCAUUCGCAGCAGCUCGAUUGGUCUGGCAAUGUUUGCAGCAGGUUACAAAAUCUUGAAGAGCUGGUCCAAAGGUCCUUGCCUCAAACCGCGAAUGAGAGUGAUGUUGGCUCACUAGUUCAACGUCUUCAUGACCUAGUUUCAACAGAUGUAUGGUCUGCACUUGUAGAUAUCGGAAACGCCCAGAGCUGUACAUAUGCGACGCUCGUAGGAACCAAAAAGGAAUGUCAAGCCGAACUCAGUGUCAUACGAGGUGCCCUGAGCGACUUGUCUCAGCAGCAGACAGAUAUUCAAGAACAAGACUCUGUCAGAAGCAAUGGUUCCGCUGAGAAACUCAGUACCAUGCAACAAGAAGUUAAUACGACCCGGCAACUCGUUGAUAAAAUGAACCAAAACAUUACUGUGUGGGUUGCCGAAGAACGAAAGGCAAUGGAUGAGGAGCGCGAAUCAUGGAAAGAAGAAGUCAGUGACCACCGUACUGACCGAAAAGAAGGAGUCGAGGAUCUAAAGAAACUUUUGCACGAGGCCGGUGUUGCUUAUCUUUCGAAGUUUGAUUCCUUCACCAAAGGAGUAAGUGCCAGAGACGACGCGUCGAAAGUCGUAAUGCAGCAAAUGAUUGAGAACUUUCGUUCUACCCUGGAUCAGCGCCUACAGACAGAACAGUCAAAGGCAGAGAAUGAAGCAAAGGAAACUCAAAGGGCUCUCAUUGACCUCCAAGAUCAGAUCGGCGUCAUGCGCGAACAGCUGGAGCACAAGGAUCAGGAAAUGCCAACCCAGGACGUUUCCAGUGACCACAAUACGCAAGAAGACGAAACAGCAUCUUUGAGAGAAAGAAUUCUACAGUUGGAAAAAGAGGUCUCUAAAACAAAUGACCUUCGGAUGAGAUGGCAUACUGAUAUUGAGACGGUGGACUCCAUCAGAACAAAGCUGAAGAGCCUUCAGCACCUGCCCUCACAGGUAAAUGCCUAUAACGAGCAGUUAGCAACAAUAUUGCAACUCAGCAAUCUGGUUGAUGCUACCUCCUGUAGCCUAGUUGAACACGAUACCUGGGUACAGCAACAGUUGGGAGCUAGCCACGGCAAAGUCGACACCAUUGUGGUGACUCCGCCUGGGACUGCAAUGCGGUCUCACUCUACGGAAUCAAUUAAUGUGAACAACCCUACCGAUACUUUCGGCGGCGAAACAAGAAAUGGAACCACGGAUGAUUUGCCUGGUACAUCCAACCAAAACCGCUCAGAUAUUGGGUCUAGGAGAGUCCAGGAGCAAAAACGCCGGAGGGUUCCUGUGUCUGUCCGGCCCAUCUUAAAGGUAAGCAGUCUGUCGUCGUCGCAAGAAUCGACUGUUAUGCAUCAGUCGACUGCUGAAACAGAGACGGAGCUAGGACCAGUUCAAGAAAGCAGUAAGCCGGUCGCGACCAUGGGCAAUGCAAACAUGUCCAGUCAUCGAAGUAUGCUAGCCGAGAUUUCUUCUGGGUUCAUUGUAGAUAAGUCGGACGUGAAUGCGUUCACCUUACCGAGAAUUACAGACUUCCAGCAUGGGGGUACGAUUCAGGAAAACCCGACCUCGCCCAAUAAGCGGAAGAGAGAAGUGCGUGGCUACGACGAGCCAAGUCUGAAACGAGUCAAGAUGCUCAAAAAUUUGAAGAAAAGACAAGCUAUAGAGCCUGAAGGAUAG
This is a messenger RNA of Pochonia chlamydosporia 170, 2973 nucleotides long. RefSeq lists its product as hypothetical. Bases 1 to 2973 code for a protein of 990 amino acids. The record is from RefSeq and is a predicted model, not a curated record. NCBI's taxonomy places the organism in Eukaryota, Fungi, Ascomycota, Sordariomycetes, Hypocreales, Clavicipitaceae. The transcript is spliced from 5 exons.